GAGUAAUAUUCUAUUCAAACCAUAUUAAAAAGCAAAGAAAGCUAAAAAGAGCACGACAGAUAAAUGCCAAAGAUUGAAUGCAAUAUUUUAAAUAUCAUCAGUUAAAAAGUUUGUGAAAUGACAUAUUUGAAUAAUAAUUCACAGAAAACAGUAGAAUAUAGUGCGAAACAAAGAAUUGGGCAUAUAGUGAAAACUUAAAAGCUCCUUUCAGAAAAGGGUUUUUUCUUUUGGUUUUAUUUAGUUUUUUUUAUUUUUAUUUAAAUACAUAUUGUAUAUGUGCAGACGUAUAUACAUAUAUUUGAUUUAAUUUUGUAGUUAUUUCUCUAGACUCAUUGAUUUUACUUUUUACUCGAUUUAUUCUGUCCAUAAAUAAAUAAUCGUAAUUGAUAAUUAUCUUGAAUCACUUAAACAAAAUUAGGAACGGUAAACUUACUUUAUUAGUCGUGCUCAAAGAAGCUGCUAUUGCUGUAUGUAUAACAGUAAACUCUAAAAUAAUGAGUAGACAUAACAAAAUAUAAGAAACGUUGCGUUAGAAAAGAGAAUUAAAAACAAGCAAAUUAAUUUUGAUUAUAAUUUAAUGGAGCAGCAUGCAAGAUGCGAAGAAAGGAAGAGGGUGUUGUUUGAAAAGCUGCACUGAUUAAAAAAUGUCUUGCAAUACAUAUACAUAUUUAUAUUUUUAUUUACAUAUAUCUUUGUUUGGAAAAAUUUGGCAAGAACAGCAAAAAUGUGCAUUGCAGCCCACUUCCACUUUCUCUUUCUUUCUUUAUUAGUUAGUUUUGUUAAAAUUUAAUCAUUUUGCAAGUUAAAAAUAUCUUACUUGUUGUUCUUUAACCCCACCACUGUAAUUACUACCACAUGUUACUACUAUUUUAAUAUUCAUUUGUACUUCUGAUUUCAUUUUGUUUGACAAAUAGUAUGAUUUUUCUAAUUUGUGUUUAUUACUAAUUUUGUUUAUAACAAUAUUUCAUUUUAUUUGGUGUUUAUGUAGAAAUCGAUUGUUUUUAUGAUUAAGAACUCUUUGUUAAGCUAUUUUAUUUACGGUAUUAAUUUCAUAUUUGUUUAUACUCAUCUACUAAAUACGUACAUUUGACGAUGAUCGAAAGAAUUUAGACAAUAUUAGUUUUAAUUUUUUUUUAGUUUACCUCAAAUAUUAUUUCCCAUUUUUCAUUUACGAAAUGUUAAAAUCUACAUAUGCAUAUAUAUAUGCUUAAAUAAUGAAUAAGGAUUUUCCAUCCAUGUAGCAGUUUGUUGUCCGUCUGCUAAAUUUUUAUUACAAGGGAUAUAUGUUGUACAAAAAGAAACGCAAUACAUAUACAUUUUGUGCACACCUCCACCAUCCUUUUAAUCCGCUUCAAUUCAUCGCGCUUCUCAUACAUCAUUUAUAGUACUAUUAACAUGAAAUUAGUAGUUGGCAACUAAGAUAAUGUUACAUUUUUGUUUGAAUGGAAGCACUCGAGUUUUGUUUUCAAGGACACAUUUAUAGGAUGUAAAAUUUAUGACAGGAAAUGUUUCCAUACAAUCCGAAAUAAAUUACUUUGUUUUAAUUUAUUAUUUAUUAUGUGCUUAUGAUAGUGAAAUGUUUGACAUAUUCGACAUGGUGUACGAUUUCCGUGUGUAAAUUUGAAUUUUGUUUCAACAUUUUUUAUUUUAUGGCGAUAAUAGUAAACGGGAAAACGCAUGCAAUCUGUUCCUGAAUAUAUGUAUAAUAUUCCUGGCAAAAGCCUUUAAACAAUUUCAAACUGUAGUUAUUUUCGGUUUUAGUUGUAUAGUUUUUUAUUAAGUUAUUUUUAUUUUCGUUGGUUGACGGGUCUGAAUUUUUUAUUACUUAAGUAAGUGCCAGUUUUAGAAAUAUGGUAGUCAGAUAUAAGGGAUGAGCUAUCGGGGAGUGUUGCGAUCGCACUACGUGCGAAGCAAUGCUUCAAGUUUAAUUAUUCUUCGCGUUCAUCGUUCUUUUGACCGCGCUCUCGAAAAUGUGCGACUUUCCUUCCAAGAAAGUAUUAAUUUGUCUACCGGUGUUUCAAGUGUAAAAAUUUUAAGUGAUUAGUGAGUGUCAAGAAAUCAACAUGAAUGGAAGCCGUGAAAGGAGUAGUUGACUUGGUUGCAGAGUGGAUUGGCUGGAACAUGUAGUUGCCAUCACUAAAACAGGGAUGGCAGCGAGGUACUGCGCGUUUCAUGCCAUUGGAAUCAGUCGUAAUUAGCAGUUUAUGUAAGCUGUCGCUAUGCAGGUGAGUAUCCCUUGUGCAACGGUAUCGGUUGGACGAGGUGUAUAUUUAAAUGGAAUAUUAAAUAAUAAUUUCAUUUUCGCUAUUGCAUCACCUUCGCCAAAAUUUUUUAUAAACUUAUUUUCAAAUACCUUAUCCUCCUUCCUUUUCCCUAUUGACAUAUGUCAUCUGAAUGUUAUACGGUUUCUUAAAAGCCUUAUGAAUAUUUAAAGUAAAUAUAUGUAUAGAUUUUGUCAAGAUUAUUGGCAACAUUAAAUCUGUAAGUUUGGUUAAACAUUUCUCGAAUUAUUGCCAGUGGAUAUAAACAUACAUACAUACGUACAUCCGAAAAUGAUUAUUCAUUAUUCAUAUAAAGGACGAACGGGAAAGCGUACUUUUCAGACAUAAGGGGAAAACAAAAAUUCAAAUUUCAUUUCUUAUUUCACAUAGAUAAUUUGAAAAUAAAUUUGUUAACAAUUCCGUUGAUUACAAAUGAAAAUGGCUCUUUCUGUAAAAAUGUAGCAGCACAAAUAUAUCCGUUAAUAAAUUUUGGGGAAUGCUGCAGUGACUGCCCAAAUCCGGUAACGUAGAUGCGACUGACGGGGAGUAAUAUUUCAUAUAAACCUCAUUAAAGAGGUACUGUUAGUCACUAACUUGAAACUUCCUACAACAGUCGGUUCUUCGCUGCCGGAAUGUAUGGAUAAUGUUUUAGGCUGUUGCAAAAAGAAUAAUAAUCUUAUUUUCGCGUUUUCGAGCUCGAUUAAACAUAUAUGUGCUUGUUGCAUGUCGCUCAUUUGUUGCAAGAAUGUCAAAUAAUCGUAAAAUACUAAAUAAACCAAAUUGUCGAGAAAAACGGCUAAAAAAUUUUCGAUUUACUAUGCCUCACUAAGUAAAAGUAAAGACACUUUUUCAUCUAAUAAAAUUCUGUUCAUGGCCGUGAAUUUUUACACAGCAUAAAAGAAGAGUUGUGGUCUUUUCUACGUAAAUUUAAUUAUCUAAUAAAUAUAUUUUUUGGGGCUAUAUUCCAUUUUCCAGCAAAUGAGCGAUAUUUGUUUUCAUACAGACAAAUCAUAGUACAAAUCUGGUGCCUUGGAUAAAUUUGACCUGUGUAGUUGAAAAUCAAAUGCAUAUCAAGAAUACCAUUUACUUGAAUCUUUCGAAACUGUCGCUACAUAAUACGUGCCUAGUGCAUGAGUGUGCACAGGAUAAGGAAGUUUUAAUAUGCAUGUAUAUAUCGCAGUCUUCGACAAAACUGAAGGACACAGUGAAAAAAUAUACAAUAUAUUCCAGACUAAUUUUUUUAUAUAUAAUUGCCAAUUAAUUAUGAAGCAUCGGAAUACAUAAAUUAAAUCAAACUUUGUUCUAAAGAGAGUUUUUGUUAUAAUAGUAAAUUUCCAUUACGCUUAUAUCACACACCAGUACAAACACCACACGUCGGAUUAAGGUUCUCUUGCUUGUUUUGAAUUUGAGCCUUCAUCAUCUUGAUAUCGCACUGGCAUGAAAACAAAGUUCAAAUUCAACUCGUCUCUUAUCGAGUAAUUUUAUCAUAGCUGAAAUGCUCAUUAAUCGUAUUUUGCAAAUUGUUUACUUAAAACUUUUAUUCGUGCCAGCGACUAGCUUUUAGGGUGCUGUGAAUUCUUCGUCCUUUUUAAUUAUUUAAAAUUUAUAAAGUUAAAUUAAAAAAUUCAAUGGAAAAUACUACUAAAUUUAGACAAGUUAGAAAAAAGAGAUGUUUGAUAUUACUGUUGUGCCUGAGUUCUGUGGAACACUGGGUCUAAAUUAGAUAAGUUUCAAAGGUUGUUCUUCGAUGAAGUUAAAACAAAUUGAAAGGAGCACAAUUGUGAAUAUUCUAACUGGCAAAACUACUGGCUCGAUGGUUGCGGCAAAAAAUCGUUUACUGUUCAACGCAAAGUAUUUACGGACAUUGUACAAUAUUGCUACAGCAGCGGCAGUCGUCGUCGCAGCAGCUUCUGCAACGAAUGCGGUCAACAUUCACAACAAUAACAACAGCCAAACAGUGGUGGUUCAUAACAAGCAGCGGCACAAUAUUGGUGUAGAUCGAAAUGAUGGCAAUCAAAAUCAUCACAGUCCAAGUGAAAUUGUUGCCAAUAAUUCCCAGCACAAUCUAAAGAUGGCUGGUAUAGGAUUGGAGGCUGGUCCUUCUGCAGUUCUUUCUUCUUACACGGCUGCUGGUACAUUGUCAGAUACAUCAACUCCUACGCAAACUCCAGUGCCUCCAUCUAUGCCACUGUCAACUGCCACGAAUUUGUUGUGCGAGGUUCUUGAACCGGAAGUGUCCAUUCGCACAAUGUACAAAUGUUGUAGAAGCCAUUUUUUUCAGCAGUCUCAGCGCCAAGCGCAACACCAACAUCAGCAUUUACAAGUUAUACCGCCGCAUAAUAUGACAAAUACGUCAACAACAACAGCACCAUCACCAUCACCACCAGCAUCAAUCGCCGAUCAUGUGUCGACUUGCAUACCAGCCUCAUCCACACCCGCAGCACAUCAUGGCAAGUGUAGUGGUUGUCAAAUAUCAACUGCUGCUUCAAUCCAAUUAGCAAAUUUAAUCGGUACCUCAAUGCUCAUGCCACAAACAGCAGUGACUGCCGCAACAGUGCAAGAUGUCGCAUCCAAAGUAAGCGGCACAACGAUAAAUGUUACAACAGACCACAGUGUUGGAAAAAAAUUAGCCGCUACCAGUGUAGACAAGGUGAUAUGUAGAGGGGCAAACAAUGUAGCCGAAAGUGCUAGCAGCGGUGGCAUGGCCAAUACACGCAACCCGAACAGCUCCUCGAACAAAUCGUCGCCUCAUUUAGCGUCUGCGACAAAGAAAGCUACCGUUCAGUUUCAGUGCGAGUUUUGUGCGUUUUCUUGUUCUUGGAAAUAUGAUUUGAAGUUACAUUUGCGGCAGAAGCACGGAAUUCACAACAAGAAAAUGUGAAUGCGAACUGCGGCCGACAACUGUCAAUGAAUAAUGUGCCAAUUACAAUCGCCGCAUACAUCUUAUUCUUUCAAUUUGGAAAUAUUGCCCCAUCUACCAUGUUUUUGCAAUGUUUUCCUUUGAUCUUCAAAUUGUAUUUUUGUAGUCUAGCACUAAGCGCGGUUAACUUCAAUAUUUAUUAUCGUGUAUAGCAUUAGCAUAAGUUGUAUAUAAAAAGGAAACUAUAGUUUGUAUUGCAAAAACCUAUGGAAAUGACAUAAUAAAGAGCCUGUGUGAUUGAA
Anastrepha ludens (Mexican fruit fly) is the source of this 5423-nucleotide messenger RNA. RefSeq lists its product as uncharacterized. The transcript has 2 exons. NCBI's taxonomy places the organism in Eukaryota, Metazoa, Arthropoda, Insecta, Diptera, Tephritidae. The record is from RefSeq and is a predicted model, not a curated record. The coding region runs from base 4009 to 5142 and encodes 377 amino acids.